AUGGGUAAUGCUUGCAAACCGGUCUCCCACUUUUGGACACAAUUCGGCGGCACGAAGGGGAAAUGCAUCAAUGUGAACCAAUUCUUCCUCGCGUUAGGCAUUCUGAAUAUGCUGAAUGAUUUGAUCAUUUUAAUCAUCCCCUUUCCGCGAAUCGCUAAGCUCCAAAUGACGCUGCGGAAGAAAUUAGCGAUUUGUGGCAUUAUGGCCGUGGGAAUCUUUGUUUUCGUUGCCAGCAUCGUGCGAAUCUAUUUUCUCUCUGAAUUUAUGAAAGCCGUCGAUGUGACUUGGCUGAUGGGACCUGUCUUCAUCUGGUCAACCAUUGAGCCAUCUGUCGCAGUAGUUUGUGCCUGUCUGCCCCAUCUUGCACCGCUUGCUCGACUGGCUCAUCGGUCAAUAUUAUCAAGUUUGCAUUCACAAAGGACCACUGGCAUUUCUUCGGAAAGACCAGAAGGACUCAGUGGUUCGGGGCAGGGUCUCCAAAAGGGAAAUAAAAUCAACAACCGUGGACCAACAUUUGACUACGGGUUAGAUCAACUGAAAAAGUGCGCAAACGACGAUGAAAUCGGACUAACCAACUACGUCACUGUUGAUCCCAAUGGAGGCAUGCAUCCUUCAAAUGACUCCGUCUCCGAGGAUGGCCACAAUCACUCGAUUGCUGUUCAUUCAAGUUUUGUCCAGUCGGAAUCACCUAGGCCGCCCUGGUAA
Molecule: messenger RNA, 705 nt
Organism: Penicillium vulpinum
Lineage: Eukaryota; Fungi; Ascomycota; Eurotiomycetes; Eurotiales; Aspergillaceae
Exons: 2
Coding region: 1-705 (234 amino acids)
Source: RefSeq, a predicted model, not a curated record